Molecule: messenger RNA, 1749 nt
Organism: Acanthochromis polyacanthus (spiny chromis)
Lineage: Eukaryota; Metazoa; Chordata; Actinopteri; Pomacentridae
Product: protein phosphatase 1 regulatory subunit 3C-B-like
Exons: 4
Coding region: 293-1198 (301 amino acids)
Biological process (GO): regulation of glycogen biosynthetic process
Cellular component (GO): protein phosphatase type 1 complex
Molecular function (GO): protein phosphatase 1 binding; glycogen binding
Source: RefSeq, a predicted model, not a curated record
UGUGUGCUCGUGCUGUGUGAGUGUUCGGGGGGCGGGGCUGAGCGCGAGGACGGUGUCUGUGUUUUAAAAUGGCUGAAAAAUGAAAAGAAAGUGAAGAAAAACGAACAAACUGCAACCUUCUUGAUGGAUCAGCCCGAAACCAGCCGAACAGGGUCGAAACCAGCCGAAUAGGGCCGGACAGGCCCGAACUGAACCAAACCUGAGCGGCUGUAUCUCUGCGCGUCCAGUGAAGAGCAGCAGGUAGACGGACAGGUGACACCUGGACAGGUGAGCUACCAGGACUCCAUCUCCCAUGAUGCCCGUGGACGUGGCGGUGAGGUUCUGUCUGUCCAGCUCUCCUCCUCUGUGCCUCUUCCUCAGUAACCAUGACAAUCGCUGCUCGCCAUCAGCCGCCAUGCUGCGACCCUGCCUGUGCUGUGAACGCGUUGCCAAGGUAACCACGUCCUCAUCAUCAGCGGCAGAAAGCGGCCAGGUGAGGAGGAAGAAGAAGAGCGUGGUGUUCGCAGACUCUCAGGGUCUGGCGUUAACUGCCGUGCACGUGUUCCACGAGGACGAGGACGAAGACGAGCUGCAGUUCCACCUGACAGAGAUAGAGGGCGCUGCCGACGACAUUCACCUGGGGGAAGGUACAGACUCGACAGACGGUGGUUCUGUUCUGGUUCUGGACUUCACUCCGCCAGCUGAAGACUACCUGGACCUGAGGAACCGGCUCAAAGCGCAGCAGGUGUGUCUGGAGACGUGUUCUGUUCAGGACCGGCUGCUGUCUGGUUCCGUCCAGGUGCGUAACAUCUGCUUUGAGAAGAGCGUGUUAGUUCGGAUCACCUUCGACUCGUGGCGCUCCUUCCAGGACGUGGGCUGCCGGUACCUGAACAAUGUCUACGGCGGCUCCAACACCGACACUUUCUCCUUCUCCGUCUCGGUGCCGGAUCUGCUGGAGCCCUGCAGCCGGGUGGAGUUCUGCAUCCGGUACCAGACCCGGGAGCAGACGUUCUGGGACAACAACCUGGGGAACAACUACCGCCUGGUGCUGUCAGGUCCCAGCCGGAGCGCUGAGAGUCCAGCGGGGAAGCAGAACCAACGGGCAGGGACCAGGGAGCAGAUGGAGUUUGACCCGUUUGGAAGCCCACGGACCUCAGUGGGGAUCUUUCCUGAAUGGCAGAGCUGGGGGCAGAUAGAUGGGAGCGCCCCCUACUGGUGACACCUGCUUUUAAUGACUUUUACACUCCACCAGCACUGAAGCCAUCUUAUUCUGGGAAGCAUCAAGAACCCACCGAGCACCGCUUCACUGCAGUCACUUUACCUGAACACGGAACAGACAGAUGUUGACCUCUGGGUGGACUGGAGGCAAACAGGAAGUCUCGAUCAGGGAUGUCCCGGUCUGAUCCCAAUGUAGUAGUAGAGGGUACAUGUAGUACUAGAGGGUAGGAUGUACUGCAGUAAACCUGUUUUCUAUGAAGGUAUUUCAGGUGCAAAAUGUUUGAGCACCUGUACCAUCAAAUUUGUAGUUGUGUACAUUGAAUUUGUAUCAGCAAGUCUGAUUUCCCACACUCUGAGUCGUGUACUUGGAAAAUAAAUUCUUGUAUGUGUCGGUUUUUUUCUUCCCACAAAUAAAACACAAAAAUACACAUUCAUAAAAUCACAUUCACAGGUGCACAAAUCCUUCUCUACAAGUCACAUAUUUCAACACUGACACGCUCACAUUUUGCAUCUAUUGUUGCAGCACACUAAGUGCAAAACAUACUUGUGCAC